This is a messenger RNA of Mytilinidion resinicola, 2447 nucleotides long. Its product is annotated as Pkinase-domain-containing protein. The record is from RefSeq and is a predicted model, not a curated record. The transcript is spliced from 5 exons. NCBI's taxonomy places the organism in Eukaryota, Fungi, Ascomycota, Dothideomycetes, Mytilinidiales, Mytilinidiaceae. Bases 91 to 2046 code for a protein of 651 amino acids. Gene Ontology annotation, molecular function: protein serine/threonine kinase activity; ATP binding. Gene Ontology annotation, cellular component: cytoplasm; nucleus; plasma membrane. Gene Ontology annotation, biological process: protein phosphorylation.
GCCUGAUCACCACCACCGCCUUCUCACUGCAACCCGCGAGCCUUCGCCUGAGCCGCUCCUCGAAUGCACCGCACGCCGUAGCCCGCCUCCAUGACACAACUCUUCAGCUCCGCCUCGGGGCACUCGACGCUGCCGCCCGAGAAACAGCGCUCCUUCUCCGGCCUCCCUUUAUCUUCCAACAAGGCCGUCAAUGGCUCCAACAGCCAAGUCUCCCAGAAAAUAAAAAACUUCUUCCGCAUCAACAGCCUGGGCAACAAUGACAACAAGGAGCGGAAGCAGUCCGACGAUGGCGUGCCUCCGCCCAACAAGUCCGAGUCCAAGUCGUUCCGCCAGUCGAGAUUCUUGCCACACAUCAAUCGGAAUCGAUCCACCACUGUAGCUAGUGAAGGCAAUCCUCUCGAUGAGGGCCUGUCGCCCACCGCUCAUUCCAAUCCAUACUUCAUUCACCAGGGGCCGCCACCCCUGCGCCAUCACAAUGAGGGCAGCGUGCCCCCAUCUCCGCCAGACACGCCGCGGAUUACCACAACCAAGGUUGACGGCGUCAGUGGAGCCAAUGACCAAGCCACAACAGCCGGCAAGGAAGAACUCGCUCGGAAACUGCGUCGCGUGGCAUCUGCCCCCAACGCCCAAGGCCUGUUCAGUAGCAGCAAAAACGACGGCCGGCCUCAGACCGCAGAGCUCGGGAAGGAGCCUCUGGUACAACAUGCCAAUUCAUCGACAUUAAGCAUGGUCGAAACCCUGACGGAUAAUGGACACCUCAUGCCAGUCGUUCCUCAAAAUGGCAUCCCGUCGCCUGGACAGAUCCGAAAUGCCGUAGCAUUCAGGAGAACGUACAGCUCCAAUUCGAUAAAGGUGCGGAAUGUGGAGGUUGGGCCCGCCAGUUUUGAUAAGAUCAAGUUGAUUGGCAAGGGAGACGUUGGGAAGGUCUAUCUCGUUCGAGAAAAGAAGUCCAGCAGAUUAUAUGCUAUGAAAGUUUUAAGCAAGAAGGAAAUGAUCAAGCGGAACAAGAUCAAGCGCGCUCUUGCAGAGCAAGAGAUUCUUGCAACCAGCAAUCAUCCGUUCAUCGUUACUCUAUAUCACUCCUUCCAGUCCGAGGACCAUCUAUACCUGUGCAUGGAAUACUGCAGCGGAGGAGAAUUUUUCAGAGCUCUUCAAACUCGACCGAACAAGUGCGUGGACGAAGAUGCUGCGAGAUUCUACGCUGCCGAGGUCACAGCCGCUCUAGAAUAUCUCCAUCUCAUGGGUUUCAUUUACCGUGAUCUGAAACCAGAAAACAUUCUCCUGCAUCAGUCAGGUCACAUCAUGUUGUCAGAUUUCGAUCUCUCGAAACAGUCAGACCCAGGAGGGAGGCCCACAAUGAUUGUCAAUGGCCGAAACGGAACCUCAUCAAGUAACCUACCUACGAUCGACACGAAGUCGUGUAUAGCGAACUUCAGGACGAAUUCGUUUGUGGGAACCGAGGAAUACAUCGCGCCGGAGGUCAUCAAGGGCUGCGGACACACAAGUGCGGUGGAUUGGUGGACGCUGGGUAUAUUGGUCUACGAGAUGUUGUAUGGUACGACGCCAUUCAAGGGUAAAAAUCGGAACGCAACAUUCGCGAACAUUCUCAGAGAUGACGUGCCUUUCCCAGAAGGCUCUGGAGCUCCGUCUGUCUCAAAUCUUUGCAAAUCCCUCGUCCGCAAACUCUUGAUAAAGGACGAGCUUCGCCGCCUCGGAUCGCGUGCCGGCGCCUCAGACGUAAAAACGCACCCCUUCUUCCGCACAACGCAGUGGGCGCUACUACGACAUACGAAGCCCCCCAUGAUUCCACACCAAGGACGCGGCAUUGAUACUGUCAACUUCCGCAACGUGAAGGAGAGCCAGAGUGUAGAUAUAAGCGCAGCGAGAGCCAAAGGCGUGCCGUUAGAUUCCGGUCUCUCGACACCAGGCGCUGAGAUUGCAGAUCCGUUUGAAGACUUCAACAGCGUGACAUUACACCACGACGGCGACGAUCAGAACCAGCAACAGCUUCAGCAAGAGGACUACGGGCAGAGUAACAGGAGGUAGGCGUAGCUAAUGAGGUUGGCACGCGCAAAAGGUGUUAGGGGAUGUUGAACAGAAAAAGAACUGUGUUAUACCUUUAUCUCUUUAUCUGACGCUCUACUCGGACUUAUCAUAGCAUGUGCCCGAGACUUUUAGGAGCCAUUAGCGUGUUGGCUUUCCUUGAACUCACUCACUCCUUCGUAGAGCAGGGUCAGGCAGGCGGUGACGGCGGAGAACUUGUUUUGUGCAUCUCGUUUUUUAUCCUUCUCAUCCUCCUGUCUGGGGCAUUGUUCGACUGGCAUGGGGCUUCUCUACUGACUUGCUCUCUCUCUCUCUCUUUCUCUUCAUCGAAUCAGCAUUUGUUUAAUCAUCCACGAGGAGGAAGAGCGUGUUAUUUUUUUCCAUUUGGGGGGCUUUUAGCAUCG